This is a messenger RNA of Hemibagrus wyckioides, 3136 nucleotides long. Its product is annotated as DNA-directed RNA polymerase II subunit RPB1. The record is from RefSeq and is a predicted model, not a curated record. Bases 1 to 1227 code for a protein of 408 amino acids. The transcript has 3 exons. NCBI's taxonomy places the organism in Eukaryota, Metazoa, Chordata, Actinopteri, Siluriformes, Bagridae.
AUGUUGGAGCGCGUGCAGCCGAGCGGCGGCUCGCGCUCUGAUGGUGCUGAGGAGAGGAGACGGACCGUCAACCACCGAAGCUUCACUUUCUCUGCUCAUAUGAACAGCCCAGUUACAUCCCAAUUACAGCCAAGUUACGCCCAAUUACAGCCAAGUUACGCCCAAUUACAUCCCAAUUACAUCUCAAUUGCAUUCCAGUUACAUCCAAAUUACAGCGUCAGUUACAUCCCAGUUACACCCCAAAUAGAUCACAGUUACACUCCAAUUACACCCCAAAUAGAUCGCAGUUACAUCGCAGUUACAUCCAACUUAAAUCCCAGUUGCAUCACAGUUACAUCCCAAUUACAGCCAAAUUACGCCCAAUUACAGCCAAGUUACGCCCAAUUACAGCCAAGUUACGCACAAUUACAUCCCAAUUACAUCUCAAUUGCAUCCCAGUUACAUCCAAAUUCCAGCCCAGUUACAUCCCAAUUCCAGCCCAGUUACAUCCCAAUUACAGCCAAGUUACGCCCAAUUACAUCCCAAUUACAUCUCAAUUGCAUCCCAGUUACAUCCAAAUUACAGCGUCAGUUACAUCCCAGUUACACCCCAAAUAGAUCACAGUUACACUCCAAUUACACCCCAAAUAGAUCGCAGUUACAUCGCAGUUACAUCCAACUUAAAUCCCAGUUACAUCACAGUUACAUCCCAAUUACACCCCAAAUAUAUCACAGUUACAUUCCAAUUACAGCCAAGUUACGCCCAAUUACAUCCCAAUUACAUCUCAAUUGCAUCCCAGUUACAUCCAAAUUACAGCGUCAGUUACAUCCCAGUUACACCCCAAAUAGAUCACAGUUACAUCCCAAUUACACCCCAAAUAGAUCACAGUUACAUCCCAAUUACACCCCAAAUAGAUCACAGUUACAUCACAGUUACAUCCAACUUAAAUCCCAGUUACAUCACAGUUACAUCCCAAUUACAGCCAAAUUACAGCCCAGUUACAUCCCAGUUACACCCCAAAUAGAUCACAGUUACAUCCCACUUACAGUUACAUUCCAGUUACACCACCAUUACAUCCCAAUUACAUUACAGUUGCAGCCAAGUCACACCCAAUUACAUCCCAGUUGCAUCACAGUUACAUCCCAACUAGAUCACAGUUACAUCCCAAUUACAUCCAAGGUACACUGCCAUUACAUCCCAGUUGCAGCUAAGUUGCACCCAAUUACAUCCCAGUUGCAUACCAGUUAAAUCCUAUUUACGCCCCAAAUGGACCACAGUUCCAUCCUAAUUCAAUCCUAUUCACACCCCAAUUAGAUCCCAGUUACUCCCAAGUACAUCCCAGUUACACCCAGACUACACAGUAUUCCUACAUGGUAGUCCCGCCCCUCUUCCACUACAUAAGCAAAUCUGUGAGUGCUGAGUUUUAUUUUCUUUUUUCAGUUAAUUAAAUCCAUCACCAGUGUUUAUACAGUACACGUCUUCCAGUUGGAAUUCUCAAUCUAUUGGAAUUCUCACACUAUUUUACUACACAAUGACAGAAUAGUGCAAAAGUAUGUGCUUUUUCUCCACAGAGACAAGCCUUUCCCAUGAAUUCAUACACUCACUUAUUUCAGUCUGUAUUAAAGCACUUAACCAGCUUGCCAUGUGUUGGUCCACUAAGUUUUAACCUGGGCAGUCAGGUUUCCAGGCAACCAAAACACCAGACUGGACAAACACCACAGCCUUCCUUUUCCCGUUACCCCCUGAACCACCACACAGCCAGCAGAGGGCAGCGUUCAGCUGAAAGGUGUGUAUAACUCUUCACACACACGUUUAUUGAUGUAAUAUCCAAUAAACACCCAGUGUUUUCCUCACAGAUCUAAACUGGUUGUAAGGUGAUAUUGUGGUAGGAAGUAUGGACCAACCAGAUCACCCUCAGACUCUCAGACUCGACUGUGAACUAUAUUUCAUUGCCAAUCUCUGUAUGAUCUAUUUUAGUAUCGCUCAUGGUCAAGAAGCACAUUGUGAACUUUAAGAACCAGGCAGGUGUAAAUGUUAGGUGGUAGUGUUAGGUGUUAAUGUUAGGUGGUAGUGUUAAGUGUUAAUGUUAGGUGGUAGUGUUAGGUGUUAAUGUUAGGUGGUAGUUUUGGGUGGUAGUGUUAGGUGUUAAUGUUAGGUGGUAGUGUUAGGUGGUAGUUUUAGGUGGUAGUGUUAGCAGCAGGUGUUAAUGUUAGGUCCCAGUGUUAGUAACAGGUGGUAGUGUUAGCAGCAGGUGUUAAUGUUAGGUCCCAGUGUUAGUAACAGGUGGUAGUGUUAGUGACCGUGGUAGUGUUAGUGGCAGGUGGUAGUGUUAGGUGGUAGUGUUAGUGACAGGUGGUAGUGUUAGUGACCGUGGUAGUGUUAGUGGCAAGUGGUAGUGUUAGGUGGUAGUGUUAGUGACAGUGGAAAUGCUAGGUAGAAGUGUUAGGCGGUAGUGUCAGUGUUAGGUGGUAGUGUUAGUGGCAGGUGGUAGUGUUAGGUGGUAGUGUUGGUUGGUAGUGUUAAUGACAGUGGUAGUGUUAGGUGGUAGUGUUAGUGACAGUGGUAGUGUUAGUGGCAAGUGGUAGUGUUCAGUGGUAGUGUUAGUGGCAGGUGGUAGUGCUAGUGGCAGGUGGUAGUGUUAGUGACAGUGGUAGUGUUAGGUGGUAGUGUUAGUGACCGUGGUAGUGUUAGGUGAUAGUGUUAGUGGCAGGAGGUAGUGUUAGUGACAGUGGUAGUGUUAGGUGGUUGUAGUGGCAGGUGGUAGUGUUAGAGGCAGGAGGUAGUGUUAAUGGAUUGAUGGAUAUUCUCUAACAGCAUAUCUGCAGCUGCAAAUCACAAGUUGAUGCGCUACUACGUUCAGUAUAAUACGCUAUCUUUUCCAUAGUAACGUCCCAGCUUACCCAGCAGAGCGGAUUUACUGUGAGGAAACACCAUGGUGAAUGUGGCCCCAGAUAAACAUGUGAGAUAUUCCUGUGGUGCUGCUGUAAGGGUUAAGGAUUAUAAAUGGCUCCAGAUGUGAGCGGUGGGUGUGUGCUGGACGUGAGGGAUGACACUGCUCCACUUCAUCACUGUCCAAUCAGGUUACUGUCUAACCUGCUCUGCCUCACUGACACUCUAAUUCUUGCUGAUGGUUUCCACUCUGGGACGUCCGUGUCAU